Molecule: messenger RNA, 789 nt
Organism: Histoplasma capsulatum G186AR
Lineage: Eukaryota; Fungi; Ascomycota; Eurotiomycetes; Onygenales; Ajellomycetaceae
Exons: 1
Coding region: 1-789 (262 amino acids)
Source: RefSeq, a predicted model, not a curated record
AUGAAGUCACCCUUUUCCCAGGUCCUGUCGCUUGCGGCUCUCGCAUUGACAUGGAGCCCUACCCAAGCAGCCCAACUCGCAAGACGCGAUAUCACCAUGUUCGAAGAGCGUUUUCUUAACUCUCUCGAAUAUCAGCUCCCCAACAAUACAAUCAAGCUGAUCGGAUUCAAAAAGGUCAAGGUUCCGGAGCACGAGCUCGGCGACCUGAACCAGCACUACAUGAGCAACCCUAAGGAAUGGGGAAAGCUGAAUAAUUAUUUCUACGACCCGCCCAGCGGUACAUUCAGAAUAUAUUUCCCUGUGGAGGGAGCAUUAGUGUCCCACGACGGGGAACAACACGAGGCAAACCACCUGGGAGAGCUCAACCUGCAGAAAAUCCACGGCGAUUGCUCAGUGCUGGGGAGAAAACAGACGUCCCACGUCACCGGGGUCGAAGGCAAUAUAAUUAAAAACGGUAUAAUUUAUCUGGAGAACCCACCCAGGCCGCACGCUCAGUAUGGGAACGCCUACGUUUACGACUUUGGGGUCAAGGUUGUACUUGAUCACGACCAUAGCGGGCGCCUCCAGAAGCGAAGCGGGAAGAAAUCCUGCAUGAACAAUCACGGUGGCCCCAAUUGCAGCAAUAAAUACAACAUCCACGGCAAAUGCAAGAGACGCAGUGAUGUAUGCAUGGACUACAACGGAUGGUUUUCCAAUUGCAAAAAGAACGGUCCCACCUGGAGAAAUUUCCCCGGAAGCGACUGCGACAAGGCCCUUGGCCGCGGCCAUUGUUGGAAUGAAGUUAUGUAG